UAGGUGGCAUUCAUGAGAUAUCCCAUCUAUUUAUUAAUUAGGGGGCUUUCGGUGAGUGUAUCGUUAUCGCUGGGGUCACGCUGCAGUUGGUCACAUUAUUUAGUUUCCUUCUUUUUCUAUCCGUUUCCGGCGAGAAAUAUCGCAAGCGGUGAUCAAAGUUUGAAAUGUUUCGUUAAGGUAGUCAAGAACAAGCAGUACUUCAAGCGCUACCAGGUUAAGUUCCGCAGGCGUCGUGAGGGUAAAACCGAUUACUAUGCCAGGAAGCGCUUGACUUUUCAAGACAAGAACAAGUACAACACGCCGAAGUACCGUCUUAUUGUGCGCCUAUCCAACAAGGAUAUAACUGUGCAGAUUGCAUAUGCACGAAUUGAGGGAGACCGCGUCGUUUGCGCAGCCUAUUCACACGAGCUACCCAAAUACGGCAUUCAGGUUGGCCUGACUAACUAUGCUGCUGCUUACUGCACUGGUCUGCUAGUAGCUCGUCGUGUGCUCAACAAGUUGGGUUUGGACUCUCUUUACGCUGGAUGCACUGAGGUUACUGGCGAGGAAUUUAAUGUAGAGCCGGUCGACGACGGACCAGGAGCAUUCCGUUGCUUUUUGGAUGUCGGCUUGGCGCGCACUACAACUGGAGCUCGUGUGUUUGGUGCCAUGAAAGGUGCUGUUGAUGGUGGACUAAAUAUUCCCCAUUCUGUUAAGCGGUUCCCUGGUUACUCUGCUGAGACCAAGAGCUUUAAUGCAGAUGUGCACCGAGCUCACAUCUUUGGGCAGCAUGUUGCAGAUUACAUGCGUACUCUGGAAGAGGAGGAUGAAGAGAGCUUUAAGCGCCAAUUUAGCCGUUACAUAAAGCUGGGAAUUCGUGCUGACGAUCUUGAAGAUAUCUAUAAAAAAGCCCACCAGGCCAUUCGUAACGACCCCACCCAUAAGGUCACCGCUAAAAAGGCUGCCGGUGUUACGAAGAAGAGGUGGAAUGCUAAGAAACUCACAAACGAGCAGCGCAAGACCAAGAUUGCCGCUCACAAGGCGGCGUAUGUGGCCAAGCUUCAGUCUGAAACUGAGGCUUGAAUAAGUUUUUCAUCCGUUUAUGUAUAGCGUGAAGAAAAAUAAACACUUUUAAAGAAAAA
Drosophila bipectinata is the source of this 1121-nucleotide messenger RNA. Lineage: Eukaryota; Metazoa; Arthropoda; Insecta; Diptera; Drosophilidae. The record is from RefSeq and is a predicted model, not a curated record.